UGGUGGAGAGUACACAAUGAAACCUGGGCUUAGAAAUUAUGCCUGUGAUCUCACACUGGACCCAAACACAGUAAACAUACACCUCUCUCUGUCUGAGGAAAACACAAAGGUGACAUGGAGGAGGGAGAAGCAGCCGUAUCCUGAUCACCUAGAGAGAUUUGAGGACUGUGGACAGGUGCUGUGUAGAGAGGGUCUGACUGGGCGCUGUUACUGGGAGGUAGAGUGGAGUGGGAGUGUGGCAAUUAUAGGAGUGACAUAUAAAGGAAUCAGCAGGAGAGGAGGGGGUAUGGACUGUCUGAUUGGAUGGAAUGACAAGUCCUGGAGUCUGUUCUGCUCUUACAACAGUUACAAAGCCUGGCACAACAAUAAUCCCACUACCAUAGACGUCCCCCCCUCCAGCCCCCACAGAGUAGGAGUGUAUCUGGACUGGCCAGCCGGCACUCUGUCCUUCUACAGAGUCUCCUCUGACUCACUGACCCACCUGCACACUUUCCACACUACAUUCACUGAGCCCCUCUAUCCAGGGUUUAGGGUUUGGUUUGAAGACUCCUCAGUGUCCCUGUGUCAGGUGGUCCCUGUGUCAAACACAACAUGAUGUUUCACUCUAAUCCUGGUCAUGUUCAGUAAGACACACUGGAGCAACAAUGUAGAAUAUCUCUCUAGUGUGUAAACAUAUGAUAGUAAAUAUUCAUGAAUACACACCAUUGAAGUUGACAGACAUUGUCAACUAGAGUCCUUCAUUAAUAGAAUGAAUC
Messenger RNA from Salvelinus namaycush (lake trout), 755 nucleotides. RefSeq names its product stonustoxin subunit beta-like. The transcript has 2 exons. Gene Ontology annotation, molecular function: protein binding. The record is from RefSeq and is a predicted model, not a curated record. NCBI's taxonomy places the organism in Eukaryota, Metazoa, Chordata, Actinopteri, Salmoniformes, Salmonidae. The coding region runs from base 17 to 595 and encodes 192 amino acids.